AUGGAAGCCAUGGGAGAAUGGAGCAACAACCUCGGAGGAAUGUACAAUUAUGCAACCGAGGAGGCCGAUUUCAUGAACCAGCUUCUUGCCUCCUAUGAUCAUCCAGGCACGGGAUCAUCCUCUGGCACACCCGGUGGUGACCACCAAGGUUUGUAUUGGGGUCUUGGUUCUCAUCAGAACCACCUUAGCCUCGUGUCCGAAGCCGGUAGUUUCUGCUUCUCUCAGGAGAGCAGCAGCUACAGCGCGGGGAACAGCGGAUACUACACCGUGGUUCCACCCGCGGCUGAAGAGAACCAAAAUGGGACAAUGGACUUUGGGAUGGAAGAUGUGACCAUCAACACAAACUCUUACCUUGUAGGUGAGGAGACAAGUGAGUGUGACGUUGAGAAAUACUCUUCUGGAAAGAAUCUUUUGCCUUUGGAAACCGUAGUGGAGAACCGCAAUGAUGAGGAAAGCUUGAUGCAAUCUGAGAUCUCUGUGACUACUACUGAACAUCAAAAAUCUCUCACCGGUUCCAAGAAGAGGUCCCGCGCCACAUCUACUGAUAAAAACAAGAGAGCAAGAGUGAACAAGAAGGGACAAAAGAGCAUAGAUAUAAGUGGGGAUACCAACGGAGGAGAAGAGGAAGAAGGAGAGAAGUUGAAAAAAAGAAAGAAUGGGGCAAUGAUGAGCCGACAGAACUCAAGCACCACUUUCUGUUCGGAGGAAGAAUCAAACUGUGCCGAUCAAGACGGUGUAGGAGAAGACUCCUCCUCCAAGGACGAAGAUCCCUCAAAGGCCCUCAACCUCAAUGGCAAAACAAGAGCCAGUCGUGGUGCAGCCACCGACCCUCAAAGCCUCUACGCAAGGAAAAGAAGAGAAAGGAUUAACGAGAGACUAAGGAUUUUACAAAACCUCGUCCCUAAUGGAACCAAGGUUGAUAUCAGUACGAUGCUUGAGGAAGCAGUUCAUUACGUCAAAUUUUUGCAGCUCCAAAUUAAGUUAUUGAGCUCUGAUGAUCUAUGGAUGUAUGCGCCGAUUGCUUUCAACGGGAUGGACAUUGGUCUCAGCUCACCGAGAUGAUUCACACACUAAUUUGUGAUUUUAGUUGGAUUUUGUUCAUAUACAUAUUCAAAAAAUGUAUCAUUAUUCUUUUUCUUUUUUAAUAUUCUCCGCCUUCGGACGAGUUCGAUUAUAAUUUCUCGUACGAUCGAUGUUCAAUAUAUAUGAGAGAAAUGGACACUCA
Molecule: messenger RNA, 1225 nt
Organism: Capsella rubella
Lineage: Eukaryota; Viridiplantae; Streptophyta; Magnoliopsida; Brassicales; Brassicaceae
Product: transcription factor bHLH85
Exons: 5
Coding region: 1-1062 (353 amino acids)
Biological process (GO): regulation of transcription by RNA polymerase II
Cellular component (GO): nucleus
Molecular function (GO): protein dimerization activity; RNA polymerase II cis-regulatory region sequence-specific DNA binding; DNA-binding transcription factor activity, RNA polymerase II-specific
Source: RefSeq, a predicted model, not a curated record